Messenger RNA from Suricata suricatta (meerkat), 1391 nucleotides. It is a transcript of the gene GPBAR1, whose product is annotated as G protein-coupled bile acid receptor 1. NCBI's taxonomy places the organism in Eukaryota, Metazoa, Chordata, Mammalia, Carnivora, Herpestidae. Bases 256 to 1248 code for a protein of 330 amino acids. The transcript has 3 exons. The record is from RefSeq and is a predicted model, not a curated record. Gene Ontology annotation, cellular component: membrane. Gene Ontology annotation, biological process: G protein-coupled receptor signaling pathway. Gene Ontology annotation, molecular function: G protein-coupled bile acid receptor activity.
CAGCUCCAUCCCUGCAAAGCCCAGGCAGGGGCAGAGCCUGGGCAGCAGAGAGCCUGGGGCCCUUAUGUCCCCAGCGUGUGGAGGCACCAUGCCCUCACCGGCUGGGACACCAGACAGCGCCAGAAGUCCUGCAGACCUGCCUGCAGCAGACCCCUGACACUCCUGAGGAAAGCCCAGACUGGGCCGGCAACACCUGUCCCCGUCAGCCAUGCAUGCAGACAGCUGCUCCAGGCCUCCCCUGUCCCCGGGUCCAAGAUGAUACCCAACAGCACCAGGGCGGUGCCCAGCUCCAUUCCCGUGGGUGCCUUGGGGCUCUCCCUGGCCCUGGCGAGCCUCAUCGUCGCUGCUAACCUGCUCCUGGCCGUGGGCAUCGCCAGGGACCGGCACCUGCGCACCCCACCCGCCGGCUGCUUCUUCCUGAGCCUGCUGCUUGCCGGGCUGUUCACGGGGCUGGCGCUGCCCGCGCUGCCGGGCCUCUGGAGCCAGAGCCGCCGGGGCUACUGGUCCUGCCUCUUCCUCUACUUGGCGCCCAACUUCUCCUUCCUCUCCCUGCUCGCCAACCUCCUGCUGGUGCACGGCGAGCGCUACAUGGCGGUGCUUCGGCCCCUGCGGCCCCGCGGGAGCACGCGGCUGGCCCUGCUGCUCACCUGGGCCGGCCCCCUGCUCUUUGCCAGCCUGCCUGCCCUAGGCUGGAACCACUGGGCCCCCGGCGCCAACUGCAGCUCCCAGGCGGUCUUCCCAGCCCCCUACCUCUACCUAGAAGUCUACGGGCUCCUGCUGCCAGCCAUGGUGGCCGCCGCCCUUCUCUCCGCCCGCGUGCUGGCGGCUGCGCGCCGCCAGCUGCGGGACAUCCGCCGCCUGGAGCGGGCGGUGUGCCGAGGCGCGCCCUCGGCCCUGGCCCGGGCCCUCACCUGGAGGCAGGCCAGGGCGCACGCCGGGGCCACGCUGCUCUUCGGGCUGUGCUGGGGGCCCUAUGCGGCCACCCUGUUCCUCUCGGUCCUGGCCUUCGAGCAGCGCCCGCCGCUGGGGCCCGGAACUCUGCUGUCCCUCAUCUCGCUGGGCAGCGCCAGUGCGGCGGCCGUGCCCGUGGCCAUGGGGCUGGGUGACCAGCGCUACACAGCCCCCUGGAGGGCGGCCGCCCAGAGGUGGCUGCGGGUGCUGUGGGGAGGAGCCUCCCCGGGCAGCCCGGGCGCGGGCACUGCCUACCGCGCCAGCAGCCAAAGCAGCGUGGACCUCGACUUGAACUAGGGGAGGGGCCUCCACUCGCUCCCACCAGACGUGGCCGUCCGCCUUGGCCACCAAGCCUAUCUUCUCCAGUCCCCAUGCCUCCAGAUCAGACACUCCGCCCUUAUCUGACCCCACCCUGACGGAAUAAAGCUCCUCCAGCCCAG